AUGCCUCCAAUCGUUCACCUAGUCCGCCACGCGGAAGGUCAUCACAAUGUCGCCAAAAACGGCGAAGAUAUUCACGAUCCUUUCCUGACCGAGAAAGGCGAGCAGCAGUGCCGAGAGCUGUGCAUGCAGUUUCCCUUUCACGAUGAUAUUGAUCUCCUUAUGGCCAGUCCCAUGAAACGCACGAUCCAAACCUGCCAGAUUUCCUUCAAGCCAGUAGUAGAUCGUGGCCACAAGAUUCUCCUUAUGCCGCUCGCCCAAGAGUCUUCCGAUGCGCCUAUGGACACAGGCUCUAGUACCGAAGAACUCACAAAAACUUUCGGGGAUGUCAUUGACACUCAACGUCUGGAACUAUUCCCUUACUGGUUCUCCAACCACGGCCGCUUUGACGUGGAUGGCGAGUCCUUGAUAAAGCGAGGCGCGAUGCUCCGCAAAGUUCUACGAGACCGACCCGAGAAGAACAUAGCGAUAGUCUCGCACGGCACAUUUGCGCAUUUUAUCGUUGGCAAUGUGACCACAGAUGGCGAACAGACGACGAGGAUGUGGGCGAAUGCUGAGUGCAGAAGCUUCAAGUUCGUCGCCGAAGAUGACGAGGACGCGCAGAUGACAGAGCUGGAGGAGUCGAGGGACAAGCGGCCGGAUUUGGAGAUCAAGAACCCGGGACAUCUGCUCAGGCCUGGUGCGGGUAGGAAGGGCUCAAUGGGCGAGGCUAUGACAGUGUAG
This is a messenger RNA of Recurvomyces mirabilis, 720 nucleotides long. RefSeq lists its product as uncharacterized. The transcript has 3 exons. Gene Ontology annotation, molecular function: phosphatase activity. Gene Ontology annotation, cellular component: cytoplasm. The record is from RefSeq and is a predicted model, not a curated record. The coding region runs from base 1 to 720 and encodes 239 amino acids. Lineage: Eukaryota; Fungi; Ascomycota; Dothideomycetes; Mycosphaerellales; Teratosphaeriaceae.